GGGAUGGUCGUUCAUACCCCCGCAGUUCAGUGAGGGCGCGAGUUUCUUUGUUUUUCAAAUAAAGAUAUCGAAAUGGAAACAGCAUCUCCCAGCCGGAAGCCGGAGAAGUCUGAAGCAUGGAGCUUAAAGGUGCGAAGGUGGUGCCGAAGUCGUCGUUGUCAACUCUGGCGACUGUUGCUGCUGCCCUUUAUCCCGAUCCUAGCACUCAUCAUACAGACCACGCUCUCACUGCGGCACAGCAUCACAAACGGAAGAGAUGUCGCUGAUGUUGAAGAGCAGGUCAGUCGGGCCACGGAGCUGGGCAAGCUGGUGACGAGGCUGCAGCAGGAACGCUCCGAAGUAGCCUUCUUCAUCUUCACUAAUGGAAGUAAAUUGAGGUCAAAUCUAACGCAACGGUACGUGAGAACUGACAUGGCAGUUCAGAAGAUGGGCGAUCUUCCGGUGCUGAUGUUCAAGAACCGCACGAGGCCCGUUGAUGGAGCUACGUUCCAAGCUGAACUCACCGAGUUGAGAGCCAGCAUCAACGCCGAGAAGUCAAUGACCGAGGCUGUGGAGUGGUACACGAACGCGAACGCCGCCCUCCUCCAUCAUCUGACGAAGGAAAUUAAGGACACAGACAGCAGCACUCUUUGGAGGUACCUGGUCGGAUUCAAGAAUCUCCUACGCAGCAUCGAGUGUAAGGGUAUUGCUUCGGUUUUGGGCAUCAAUUAUUUCGCAAGAGGGUAUCUGCAAGCGAAAGCAUACGAAAGAUACGUGGCUCAUAUGACGUUAGGUAGAGAUCUUCUCGACAAUACUCUGAACUUGGUGCCUUCGUUGAUACCUCUUCAUAAAGACAUUAAAGAAGACAGCCCGGAAUAUCAAGAUUUGGAGAAAAAGAAUCAGCAAAUAGUUGAUAACAAGCAUCAAGAAGGGAGUGUCGCUGAAGCUAUAGAGUACUUCGAUCAGACGGCUACAUUUCUGGAUAAGCUGAGGGCUGUACAGAAACAACUCCGAGAAUAUAUCAGGGAAGGUGCAACGGAGAGUUUGAAAGACGCAAGGCAAAGCGAAGCGAUUUGCGCUGGUAUACUCGUACUGGUCUGCGUUGUUUCACCCAUUAUAAUUGCAUUGGUCAGAAACGCUGUCAACACUAUACAGGUAUAUGCGAGAAAUUUAUCAGAGAAAGCAAGAGAACUGGAGCACGAAAAGGAACUUAGCGACUCACUAUUGUAUCAAAUGCUUCCACCGAGCGUCGCUAAACAAUUGAAACAAACACAACAGGUACCCGCAGAGUUUUUCGCCUCUGUGACCGUAUAUUUCAGCGACAUAGUGGGCUUUACAGCCAUUGCAGCUGUGUCUACACCUUAUCAAGUGAUCAGUUUCUUGAACUCCGUUUACAAGUUGUUCGACGAAAGGAUUGAAUGUUACGACGUAUACAAGAUUGAGACCAUUGGUGACUCUUACAUGGUGGCGUCCGGGAUACCGGUUAGGAAUGGUAAUAAGCACGCGUCCGAGAUAGCCAGUAUGGCGCUGGAGCUGCUGGAAGCGACAUCAAUGUGUCGUCUACCGCAUCGGCCCGAUCAGACUUUAUGCAUGAGAAGCGGUAUUCACACCGGUCCCUGUGUGGCUGGGAUUGUGGGCAGUAAGAUGCCUCGGUACUGUCUAUUCGGAGACACCAUUAACACGGCCAGUCGCAUGGAAAGCACCGGAGAACCCAUGAAGAUUCAAAUUUCUGAAGACGUCAAAAGGGAAAUAGAUAAAACCGGUCUCUUCAUCACGACCCCGAGAGGAGUUGUAGAUGUGAAGGGUAAAGGUGAAAUGACGACUCAUUGGCUGGAGGGGCGCCGGCCGGGGUCCCGCACGCCGCUCUCCCUAGCUCCAACACACCCGCAGACACGCUCCUCGCCAAGAUACAAACACGACAAGAUAUUUCAUUACUAGCAAACCACAUAAUAUUAUAAUCUUGUUAAUGAGAUUGACUGAAUAAGCUGAAGUAUCAAUAAUUAACGUAUAACUUAAGAUCUUUAUUAUUAUUUAAGUAUAUAAAACUGAAUUGCUGUUCGUUAGUCUCGCUAAAACUCGAGAACGACUAG
This is a messenger RNA of Bombyx mandarina (wild silkworm), 2069 nucleotides long. RefSeq lists its product as uncharacterized. Gene Ontology annotation, molecular function: guanylate cyclase activity; peptide receptor activity; adenylate cyclase activity. Gene Ontology annotation, biological process: receptor guanylyl cyclase signaling pathway; intracellular signal transduction; cGMP biosynthetic process. NCBI's taxonomy places the organism in Eukaryota, Metazoa, Arthropoda, Insecta, Lepidoptera, Bombycidae. Gene Ontology annotation, cellular component: plasma membrane. The record is from RefSeq and is a predicted model, not a curated record.